AUGCGCCCAGGAUCUCUAUUGGCGCAAUUGGCCUUGGCCUCAUCUGCCCAUGCCUUCUUCCCCUAUAGUCCGAGCUGGCGUGUCGAUGUAGGACAAAAGCGUAUGGCUCGAAGUCCGAAGAGUGUGGGCAAUGGUGGUGGUGUGCGUAUGGAUAUCAAGCAAAGAUCACCUCAGUCCAGCCAACCGAUAACUGAGAGAGCAGCCCACGAAGCAGCACGAUUGAUCGCCAAAUAUGCCGGAGGAAGCAUCCCUGACACCAGUACGCUGCUCAAGCGUGAUAACAAAUACGAUGUCAUGGAGGCCACAGAAUCGACAAAGAAGCACACUCAGGGUGUUGACCAGGACGGAACUGACUAUUCAUACUUCAUCGAGGUCGAGAUUGGAUCGGAAAAGAAGACAAUGUACAUGCUUAUCGACACUGGUGCUGGGUCAAGUUGGGUUAUGGGCACUUCUUGUACCAGCAAAGCGUGUGAGAUGCACAACACAUUCGGCGAAGGCGAUUCGGACUCACUCGAAGUAUCGAAAUCCGACUUUAACAUUGCAUACGGCUCUGGAAAGGUCUCUGGUACCUGGGCAACCGACACAAUCACUGUGGCUGGCAUGAGCAUCAAGUAUCAGUUCGGAUUGACGCACACGACCUCGGACCAGUUCAUCGAAUUCGCUUUUGACGGCAUCCUUGGUCUUGCCAUUAACAAAGGAUCCGACAGCAACUUUCUCAAUGCCUUGGCCAAGUCCAAGGAAGUCGAAAAGAACAUGUUUUGCGUUGCUCUGAACCGUGCAGCUGACGGUACAAACGAAGGAGAAAUCAGCUUUGGAUCACCGAAUCCUGACAAGUAUUCCGGCAAGAUCACGUAUACUUCCAUCGGCGAAGACAAUGACUGGGCCAUUGAGAUUGACGACAUGGGCUACAACGGCAAGAAGGCAGAUAUCGGCGGCAUCCGCAGCUUCAUCGACACUGGAACAUCUUUCAUGUUUGGAUCACAGGACAACGUCAAGAAGCUCCAUGCUCUGAUCGACGGAGCCCAGAGCAGCGAUGGCACCACAUAUACUGUUCCUUGCGACAGCAACGGCAACUUAACCGUGACUUUCUCUGGAGUCGACUAUGUCAUCUCACCAAAGGACUGGGUUUCUCCCCCCAACAAGGAUGGCAAAUGCACCAGCAACGUCUAUGGUUUCGAGGUUGUUAAAGGCGCAUGGUUAUUGGGCGACACCUUUAUCAAGAACGUCUACGCCGUUUUUGAUGCGGACGAGCGCCGAAUUGGCUUUGCUACCAACGCUAUCACAGAUGGCUCAAGCGCCGACAAUGAAGACAGCAGCUCUUCAACAAAGACCAUGACCACCAGCCAAGCGACCAAGACGUCUGACGAGACCGAAGAGACUGGCAUCACAACAACCUCUGGAUCAAAGGCAAGUGCAGUGCCAGACAUGGGUCUAGGCAAAGAAUCUGUCUCAUCUGGCACUGCCACUUCUGAUUCAAGCGAACCUACCGAAACAAAAGACUCAUCAGCACCUUCAGGGCCACUAUCACAAGCCCGCUUCACAUUCAUUUUCUGUAUAGUACCAUUUUUCGCCCUCCUGGCUUAG
Fusarium proliferatum ET1 is the source of this 1584-nucleotide messenger RNA. RefSeq lists its product as uncharacterized. NCBI's taxonomy places the organism in Eukaryota, Fungi, Ascomycota, Sordariomycetes, Hypocreales, Nectriaceae. The coding region runs from base 1 to 1584 and encodes 527 amino acids. The transcript has 3 exons. Gene Ontology annotation, molecular function: aspartic-type endopeptidase activity. The record is from RefSeq and is a predicted model, not a curated record. Gene Ontology annotation, biological process: proteolysis.